Messenger RNA from Octopus bimaculoides (California two-spot octopus), 1620 nucleotides. RefSeq names its product sorting nexin-8. Gene Ontology annotation, molecular function: phosphatidylinositol binding. Gene Ontology annotation, biological process: early endosome to Golgi transport; intracellular protein transport. Gene Ontology annotation, cellular component: early endosome membrane. Lineage: Eukaryota; Metazoa; Mollusca; Cephalopoda; Octopoda; Octopodidae. The record is from RefSeq and is a predicted model, not a curated record.
AGUGCAAAGAGGUAAAAUAAGCACUUUUAGCAGAAAAUGCGAAGCGGUGGGGAAAAAUCUUCAGCUAACAGCAUUUUAUCAAUCACAUGAUAUUUAACGUUCAAGAUGUCGUCGGACCUGUCGUGUGCAGGUUCUGUUCCCCCUCUGUAUCGAGAAAUUUACGAUAUCAUAUCUCCAAGUCAAGAGCGGGUCGACAGAGAGCUUUUCCUCAGUAUUUUCGCGAAAUCCAAUCUUCCAAACGAAACAAUCACACAGAUUUGGGAUGCUGUUGAUAUAAAAACAGGAUUUUUAUCUCGAAGUGGGAUUUACAAAGCUCUAGCACUGACUGCUUUUGCUCAACAUGGUAAACCAGUUAGUGAUAAAUUAUUGGAAACUUUCUCUGGACAGGAACUACCCAAACCCACACUCGGUGAUUUAGCUGAUUUGAAAGCUUUCUGCAUUCAUUUAAGACGAGACAUGUCUCCAACAAUUCUUAAUUAUACAUACUCUGAGUUGUAUGACCUCGAAAACAUUAAAGUUGAACUGGUGCCUGAAAAGAAAGGUUUAAUAUUAAAACAUGUUGAAUAUGAAAUCACAAGCCAGAAAUUUCAUAGUACAGUUCUACGUCGAUACAAUGAUUUCUUAGUAAUCAACGAAAUGUUAAUGAUGCGGUUUCCUUACCGAAUGAUCCCCAGGUUACCUCCAAAGAAAAUGAUGGGCGCCAAUCGUGAAUUCAUUGAGCAGCGCAGGAAAUCUUUACGUCGCUACCUUAACAUUAUUGGUCGACAUCCUCGUAUGCAUAACGAUAAGUUAUUUGAAUGUUUUCUUACAUUUGUUGGUUCGGAUGUUCAGACAAAACUCCGGGAACAGUUUCGUGGGAUUCCUGAUGAAUUCAUGACCAGUAAUUUGGCUGACAGAGCCAAGGAUCUGGUUCCCAGGGACACCCAAAGUCAGUUAGCAAACAGUAAAGAACACAUAAAAGCUUUAUAUAACAGUGUAACAAAGUUAAAAGAUAUUUCUGAACGACUCGUUAGCCAGUCUACAGCUUACGCUAGUGAUAUGCUCCAGUUUGGGAAAGAAUUAAGGACAAUUGGUACAGACACAACCUGUCUAACAACAUGGACCACAGGUACAAGUUCAUCAUGGCCAAAACUGAAAUGUGUCUUUAAGAAUCUUUCCCUUGAAUUUGCUGCUGUUGCUGACAAAAGUACUCAAGAGGCUGCUGAUGAGGAGGAAAUGGUUGUGGAACAUCUGGCAAUAUUUCUGGAUAUUUUAACAGCAUACAGAGAUUUGUGUGACCGUCAUGAGAAAGGUGUACUGCAUGACCACCAGAGAGCACUUCAAAAGAUGGGACAAUAUAAAAAGAGAAUGAUGUCUGCAACUGUAGGUACCACUGAGAGUCCUGUCGAGCAGUUAGAACAAAAGAUAUUACAACAAGAAAGUCAAAUAGCCAACAUGGAAAACCGUAAUUACUAUUCCCUCCACUGUCUCCAAAUGGAGACCCAGCUGGUCCAUGCCUACCUUGACAUACUAAUUGAGAUUGUCACCUCUUUAGUUGAUGUCCAGAGUGAAGCUCACACUGAGGUUAGUUGCAUUAAUUUUAUUUUUUGUAAAUUGACUCACUAAAGGUUAAUUCAAAUU